GUGUUCCCUUUCGGUACAACCAGUCAGUGGAGGUACGUGUGCGGACAUGAUCCAGUCUCUAAAUUCGACGUACUUUACUACUUCCAUGAUACAUAUCUUUCUCAAAAAGUGUAGCUCCAACUUUUCUGCAAUAUUCAAUAAAUAAUUCCGGAUGAAAUAAAUGUUCCAAAUGAAAUCGGGAUGACACCGCUUCGCCAUGCAUUUCUUGGGAAUAAUAAGCAGACGAUAACUCCAACGCAAUUUUAUUGAUAAAAUCAGGCAGAAUAUCACAGUCAUUGUUAUUGGUCAUUGCGUUGCGAUCUUUACCAUUCCAACCAAUCGCAUAGAACGACAAAAAGAGUUCGGUAGAAACAUCUGGAUGAUUCGGGAAAUGUAGUCUGGUUCCUGCCGCGUACAGUUUUCUUCAUGUUGCGUCAUACGACCAACAGGUACGGGUAGCAGAUUGUGCACUACACGUAUGUAGAAAACUCGAGAAGGAGUGAUCCUCGUGAACUGACGAUUUGGAAGUUUCGAGCAAAGGCCUCAGAAAUGUCUAAAUUCGGCGGAUUUUCGGAAAGUCCUCUAAAGACACGAAUGACAAGACCAGUGGCAGACGACGAUCCUUUACCAGACGGCUGGGAAAUGUUGAUCGACCCAGAAACGCAGUGGCCAUUUUACGUGGAUCACAGAAGCCGUCGGACGAGUUGGAAAGACCCAAGGCACCCCCGACGUCCAAACAUGUCCAGCCCGAUGCAGGCCUUCAUGGAUUCAGCAAUCGGUGGAGACAACUUCUUCCGCAGUACUUUUGACAACCUGAACCCCAUUUGGCAAAAUACAUGGGAUCCAUUCAAUCGCAGCCCUAGAGGGAGCCCUUCCAUGCCGCGCCGGGCACAGCAUGACAUCCGACGCGCCCCGAGCCCCCAGCCCAGCGGCAGGCGCACCCCAACGCUGGACAGCCAGAUGAAUCGUAUGCGCAUGAACGAGUCUCCCCAUCAGAACGUUGAACCAGACUCGCUACAUCCCCAGGAACAGGUGUACUCGUCAAGUCCAAGAACCGAUCAGCAUCAUCACCACCAUCCACCCAAUGAAUCCCGUAGAAUACCCAUCACCGAGGAAAGUCUACACUCUCAUGUACAUGUACCCCAGCGUGACUACCCAAUGUCUGAUGGGGAACGAGAGAUCAAUAUACCCAUAAGAGUUGAGGGCCGGGACUGGGAUUACGAUGGGAACACUGCUCCAGCACGUCCCCACGGAGAACCCAUUCAGAGUUCUCAGGCUCGCCCCAGAAUGCCUCCACAGACCAUGCCUAAGCCAGUACCCACGCCUCAACAUGUGCAAACUCAAGAACCUCAUAUACAAGAUGUGCACAUCCGAGAAUAUCAACAAGAUCCUCGGCAAUACCCCUCCAGCGAUGGUCCUGUGCGGUACCCCAUGCAACACGAGCCCGAAGUCGAGCAGAGGGACCUGAAAGAGAGGAGCCGGGGCGCCGGGAACCAGGAUGCCAGGACCCAACAGGAUGAGCCUCUGCAGUACCAACAACCACAGCCGAGGGGCCCACAACAGGGUCAGGUUUCCCAAGAAAGAGAGCAGCCGCCCACAAGCGGCAUUGAAACGGGUUCCCCAUGCAGGCCAGAGAACGGAAGCCGGGAGCCAGGGGUUGCCCAGGGGGAGGAGCCCAAGGUGCCACCCCAGGUCACCCAAAUCCGCGCCAUCCAAGCAAAAAUCCUGGACGUGGGCGGAGACAUUGAGGACUUUGUUGGCCGCAAGGGUACCAAAGACUACCUGCGGAUUGAGGAGAUGCUGAUGAGGCACAUGUUGGAGCUGGACAACGUGGACACACUAGGUAACGAGCAUAUACGCGGGGAACGGCGGAUGGCCGUUGUCACGGCACAGACGCUGAUGUCGCGGCUGGAAAAAAAGGCUCUGCCUGCAGAUGUUUAGAGUGGGAAAAAAGCCCAGACGAAGGCAAAGAACACACUAUGACCUGAUCACGACACUUUCUAGUCUUGGUUUCAGACUGGAUUUACAUUGUUCCCUCUAGCAGCUCUUUCCUAGCAAGCAUGGCUAAGUAGGCACGCCAGCAGAGGUUGCUAUGAUGAAAAUGAAUCAAAUUCACUCAUUUUGGUAUCUCUACAAAGAAAUUCCUAGGAUACCUCAAGUGCGUGGCAUUUAAAAGGUAAAGGUAAAGGUAAAGGUCCCAUAGCCAUUAUUGUCCGUAGGGGCAGUGGGAUGUUAGAGGUCCACUGUGUCUUGGGCCUGGCAUAUGAGU
Molecule: messenger RNA, 2248 nt
Organism: Patiria miniata (bat star)
Lineage: Eukaryota; Metazoa; Echinodermata; Asteroidea; Valvatida; Asterinidae
Product: BAG family molecular chaperone regulator 3-like
Exons: 2
Coding region: 529-1920 (463 amino acids)
Molecular function (GO): protein-folding chaperone binding
Source: RefSeq, a predicted model, not a curated record